CUAAUCUAUGCUUCACUAUAGCCUAUUUGGAGUGUCCCCCCCUGAUUGGAGUAUCAAAAUGUUGUAAGGUGCAAUAGACCUAGAGAGAUUUUAAUUGAUAUUCAUCUGGAUGGCGUGACUAUAUUGAAAAGUUCCAAGCUCCAAUUAUGGCCAAUUAUGGGUAAAAUCUACAGCUCAGAUUUUGAAACAUCAUUCUUCGUUGGUGCACAGGCUUUCUAUGAAAAACUGAAAUCUAUAUCUGAAUACCUACACCAGUUCUGCGAGGAAUGCUCAAGGCUUGCUGUUGAUGGCUUUGAUUUUGAUGAAGACCAUUAUUCAAUAAGGAUCAGAGCUAUUAUCACUGACUCGCCAGCAUGGUCUCUUGCUACUUGUACGAAACCUUACAAUGGAUUUUACGGCUAUGAAAAAUGUUUCGCACGUGGCACCCGUAUAACUUGGACAACUGUAUUUCUUGAGAUGGAUUGCAAGCUGAGAACUGAUGUAAACUUCAAAGAUAGAACUCAAAUACAGCAUCACCUAGAUAAUUCACCUUUUGAAGAAUUGGGACUUGGAAUGGUCACGCAAUUUUCAUUGGAUUACAUCCAUCUAGUGUAAUUCACAUCUUGGUUUGUCAGUAUCCACCACAAUGAAACAACGUUUCACUCAGAACAAAAGUUUCACAAUGGACAAAUCAUCUUAUCCUAAUCUGUCGAGUGGAAAGGUACAGAGCAUGCAGAAACUCUCGAACGUCAAGAAACGUGCUGCAGAUCACCAGGAACAAGAUGCUAUAAACAAUCAACAAAAGUUAACGACUUAUCUGCCCUUCAUCAUUAUUCCAGCCAAGAAUUACAGUGAUAUUGUACAGUUGAACAGUACUGUACAAAAUCAGCCCUAGCCGCAAGCUCGAAAAUCCCAAGAUUCGACAAUCGACGUUCCAGUACCAGCACGAAAAAUGUGUCUUUCAAUGAUGUUAUCGAUACUGAAAUCAGAUGCUCGUGUAUGCUGAUGUCAAUCCAGAUUCACAAGACGAAAAGAUGGACUACGAUAAUAUUGAGAUACUCGACGACGACUUAUUGCUGGAAGAAGCAGUAGAACGAGGAACGUAUUACUCGUCAGAUUUCGAGGGAUUGAAUGACAGCGCAAAGAAAAUGAUAGAUGACGAUCAGAAUAAUAAUUCAUCCAAUUAUUCAAACAAUUCGACUGAAGGUCGGGAACCGUUAGAAAACACUGAAGAGAUUAUUUCUUACGAUCGUCGAAUGGAGCCGAUCAAUCAGAAAGAUGUAGGAGUGUGUAGAAAUGUGCGACGAAACGUGUGUUCUGAUCAAUGUAAACCGCAUAAAUUGAAUGAAAUCAUCGAACUACUUAACGCUUCUGAUUACAAGGUAGGAAAGGCUAACGUGAUCGACUUCUCACGACUAGAAAGUUUUCCGCUGCAAUUGAUUAAGGCUGUUGAAGACUUUGAAAAAAAGUUGAAGGAGGACGAGUCUCUAUUGGAGCUAUACGUAAAUAUUAAAUUCAAUUGAAAUUAAAGCUCGCUGUUAUUUUAUAAUUAUUUUCACUAUCAUAGUGUACCUAUUGACUUUGAGAAAACGAAGAUUGGUAGAAUCGGUGGCGCAAUAAUCCCGAAACUGCCGUUCGAAGUGCAUUGAAAGCUGUCUUCACUGACGAGGUAGCGGUACGGUAUUCGUGGACUGGAAUGAAGAAAACCACAAGAUUUCGCAACACAAAAUUGUCGAUGGAAUAAUCGGUAAUUGUUAUCCCUACCGUCCUUCACCUCAAUUGAGUGAUAUAAAACUAAAAUUCGUCUCGUCGUCGCAUGUGAUCUUUCAACUAACUAUUCUUUGCAACUAUUCUUUGAUACCAGCGAAAGAAGGAUUCCAAAGCGAUGGAAAAAUAGUCCUCUUCUUUGACUUAUUUAAAACUACUUUUUGUUACUUACUUCCUCUUCACUUUGUUAAUUUAUUUUAACUAUAGAUUUUUGUGUUCAUAUAUUCCUUAAAAAUGUCAAGAUUAAUAUCUGAUUUUUUAGCUGUCUCGUGAUUGGCUACAAUAGCGUCACGCGAUAUUCUAUCGACAUCAUCUAACUUCUAUGUCAGAAUUUCUAUUUCUUAUUUUUCAUAUGAUUAUUUCAUAUAAUUCAUAUAAUAUGCGGUCUCGUGGAACGAUGAUGCGACUCGUAUGACAUGCCGUAUGAUAUUUGUAUUGGCAACAUUGCGAUCACUGACAGCUAUUUCACGGACCGUCAACUCGCUUUCGUUGGCUUCGUUUCGUAGUUCUUAAAACGUGAUGAUUAAUAUCUGUGAUUGUUAAUAUAAGACUUUAAAUUAAUUCAAUAUAAAAUAGAUUUGUAUUGAUGCAAAUAUAGAACGAUUAUUAAUGAAA
This is a messenger RNA of Cephus cinctus (wheat stem sawfly), 2361 nucleotides long. RefSeq lists its product as uncharacterized. NCBI's taxonomy places the organism in Eukaryota, Metazoa, Arthropoda, Insecta, Hymenoptera, Cephidae. The transcript has 5 exons. The record is from RefSeq and is a predicted model, not a curated record. Bases 969 to 1502 code for a protein of 177 amino acids.